Molecule: messenger RNA, 986 nt
Organism: Malus domestica (apple)
Lineage: Eukaryota; Viridiplantae; Streptophyta; Magnoliopsida; Rosales; Rosaceae
Product: universal stress protein A-like protein
Source: RefSeq, a predicted model, not a curated record
AAACCACGGCACAAGUGAAGUAGCCCCUAUAUAUAUUUGCAUUCGGGUUUGUGUUAUCGAUAUCUUGAGGCCUCAAAGCUUUCCCAAUACCACAUACGUGCACCAAAGCUCUUCAGGGCAAAACUCAGCAAUUUUUAUUGAAUGGAGGCCGAAAACAUGAAUAGCAGAGAGCACAAAAUUGUGGUGGCAGUAGACGAGAGCGAAGAGAGCAUGCAUGCUCUCUCCUGGUGUCUGGGAAACCUCUCCUCUCAAAACGCAAACAACACUCUCGUUCUUCUCUAUGUCAAACCGCAGCCAGUCCAUUCCACUUUCGACGCUGCAGCAUAUAUGUUUUCGAGCGAUGUGGUUGGAUCCAUGGAAAAAUACGGGACUAAGAUGGUAAAUUCAGUGAUGCAAAGAGCUGAAGCCGUUUACAGAAAUUUCCAGACCAAUGCGCACAUUGUGAGAGUAGUAGGGAAGGGAGAUCCAAAGAAUGUGAUAUGUAAUACGGUUGAGAAACUCAAAGCUGACACUUUGGUCAUGGGAAGCCAUGGUUAUGGUUUCUUUAAGAGGACUCUUCUUGGAAGUGUGAGUGAUUAUUGUGCGAAACACGUAGAGUGCCCCGUGGUGAUUGUGAAGAAAUCUUGAUCAGCGAAAAUAAUCGAUCCACGUCUAUGAUUAUGAUCAAUUUCUAAAUUAACUAAAGCCAAGGAAUUGGGGUUUGGGGGUGGGAAGGGAAGGGAAGAGGGAUCAGAUUUCACAUGUACGCAUGUGUCAACACUCAACUCAACAGAUGAAUCAUUGAAAAAAAAAAAGGAAGAGAAGAUGAAAAUGAAUUAUAAAUAAGAAAAGAAUUCUGUAACUUGUACCUGCAUGUCCUUAACAUGUAUGAUCAUGAUUUGUGGUUAAUUAUGAACUCUAUCUCUACGUGCCUUGAGGCCUAGUAGGAAAAUUGUUGGUUAUUUAUUUUAUUUUAAAUAAAAAUAUGAAGAGUCAUAUUCAUUAAA